Molecule: messenger RNA, 2040 nt
Organism: Gopherus evgoodei (Goodes thornscrub tortoise)
Lineage: Eukaryota; Metazoa; Chordata; Testudines; Testudinidae
Gene: GALT
Product: galactose-1-phosphate uridylyltransferase
Exons: 11
Coding region: 25-1128 (367 amino acids)
Biological process (GO): beta-D-galactose catabolic process via UDP-galactose, Leloir pathway
Cellular component (GO): cytoplasm
Molecular function (GO): zinc ion binding; UDP-glucose:hexose-1-phosphate uridylyltransferase activity
Source: RefSeq, a predicted model, not a curated record
GCGGCGGCGGCCGGUGGGGGCUGGAUGGAGGCGGCUUCGGAGUCCGAGAGGUCGGGGCCGGCGGUCGGGUCCUUCCAGCCCAGCGAGCACCAGCAUGUCCGCUAUAACCCCCUGCGGGAUGACUGGGUGCUGGUGUCCGCCCACCGGAUGAGGCGUCCCUGGCAGGGACAGGUGGAGAAACCCCCGCAAGAGGACGUCCCUCGCUGUGACCUGUCCAACCCGCUGUGCCCUGGAGCAGUGCGAGCCAAUGGAGAGGUGAAUCCGCAGUACACAAACACCUUUGUCUUUGACAAUGACUUCCCAGCACUGCAGCCGGACGCCCCGGAACCUGAUGCUUGCAACCACCCCUUGUUCCGAGCUGCAUCUGCCCGAGGAGUUUGCAAGGUCAUGUGCUUCCAUCCUUGGUCUGACCUGACACUGCCCCUCAUGUCGCUGGCAGAGAUCCGGGCAGUGAUUGACAAGUGGGCGGAGCUCGCGGUGGAGCUGGGCGCUUCUUAUCCCUGGGUGCAGAUAUUUGAGAACAAAGGGGCCAUGAUGGGAUGCUCCAACCCUCACCCUCACUGCCAGGUCUGGGCCAGUAACUUCCUCCCCAACGAAGCCCAGCUGGAGGACCGGACGCAGCGGCAGCACCUCCAGGAGCGCGGCGUGCCCUUGCUGCUGGAGUACGCCCAGCUGGAGGCCCAGAGGAAGGAGCGGCUAGUGGUGGAGAAUGCGGACUGGCUGGUGGUGGUCCCCUAUUGGGCUGUGUGGCCGUUCCAGACACUGCUCCUGCCCCGCCGUCAGGUCUGCCGCCUCCAGGAGCUCAGCGACAGCGAGAGAGACAGUCUGGCCUCCAUCAUGAAAAGGCUCCUCACCAAGUACGACAACCUCUUUGAGGUUUCCUUCCCCUACUCCAUGGGCUGGCAUGGUGCCCCCACGGGGCCUCGCUUGGGAGCAGACUGUGGGCACUGGCAGCUUCACGCCCACUACUACCCGCCCCUCCUCCGCUCGGCCGCUGUCCGCAAGUUCAUGGUGGGCUACGAGAUGCUGGCGCAGGCUCAGCGGGACCUGACGCCAGAGCAGGCCGCCGAGCGCCUGAGGGCUCUGCCCGAGGAGCAUUACAGGGUGCGGCCGCGGGAGGUGGCGUGACGAGCUGCCUUGGACGAGGAGGGGAGCUGGCACAUUGCAGAGGGGGGCCACCGGCCGCAUGCUGGCACUCGGUUACUUUGUUUUGGUGACCAGUGGGAAUUGACCAGUGGGAACUGAGGGGAUCUCCUCUGCAGCUGGAGGGGCUAGUGGGCAGAGCACGGUGGAGUCUCUUGGACAGGCCACUUUGAGGGGCGAGGCUGAGACCUGCAAACUCGUGUCACUUGUGAGCCACGUGGAAAGUGCUGCAGGUCUCAGAAGGCAUCUGAGUCUGCCCCUGUAGAGAAGCAGCCAGUACAGGGCCCACGGGCUUCCCGUCCCAUCCCCCGUGCGCCCACUGGAGGGCCCUGGCUCCUGGCGUUGGCGACUGGCUCGGUGAGCUCCCCACAGCCUCAGAGCUGGGUCUCGGGGGGGCUGUCACCCCAUGGGAGCGCCCGGGCUGCAGCGGGUGGAGAGCUGGUGUCAGCCUGCUGUGUCAGCAGCAGGGGGCGCUGUGGCAUACAUUGAAAGGGUGCUGCAGAGGGCGCUCAGGGAGUGACGUGUGUCACCCAGUAACCCCUGUGGGCUCCUGGCUCCCAUGUGCAUCAGCGAGGGGCCCAGUUCUGUGGCAGGGAGUGGUCCAGAGUCCCUAGCCCUGUGCAUCCCUCUGGCUGCUGCUGAUGGACAAAUUCUCUGUAGAUUUUUAAAGUCUUUGAUGCCCCCAGUUCCAGCCCCCCACAUGCCAGUCCCAGUGCCAGCCCCUGCCCCACUGCUGGGCUCAGAGCCUCAUCUCUGAUGAGGUUUGGCCCCUCACUCCCACCCUUUGCCCCUGCUGCCCCCCUGCUGUCGUGUGCUAGGGCCAGCGGCUGCUCUGUCGUGCCACCUGUGGGUGCUUGGCUUUUCGCUCGUUUCAAUAAAACCGAAAACCGAAGCAAC